AUGACUCAGCUGGGCCCCUUGACUGACGCCGAUACCGAUUGGUCGGACGCUGCCAGAAUCGCUACGAGAUUGUUCCUGCUUACUCGCGCAUUGGGAGAUUGGAAAGGGUUGACAUACGACCAGGUCACUGGUCUGCGCAGGGAGCAGGAGCGAGACUUGGAUUCCCAACCCCAAGCUGGGGCGCUCAAGAAUCUACGGGCUGAUUGGCUUGCCGCGAGCGCUUUCGCCAGCCGGUGCGGUCAGCAGGACCUCUUUGCAGACAUUCGUCCGAGCGAGACAGACAUUGUUGACAACAUCGAUGCUCUGGAUAAGGUCAUGAAGACCCUGCUGUCCAGGCUGAAUACUACCGCCACCCGCGCGCAAAACGCUGAAAUUCACAGGCAGGAAGACACCAAGCACUCCCAUACUGCGGAGGAAGAAGACACAUGUUGCUCAGGAGCGCUUGACGACAUCAGCGUCUUGGGGGAUGAUGAUGUCCUACCCGUACCCGAUACCCCAGGCCCUCUUCCUAUCUCACCCAGCCCUUGUCUGGCAGCCGACGCAACGCAUACUCCUACCCCCUCUUCAGACGGUGAAGAUGAUUCCAUGUACCACGAAGGUGCCCUCCUUGCCGGCGACGACGGUGGCCAGAUCCGCAAGCUACGCGCCGCCAUCCAAGAACGCGUACCCAAUCUGUCAGAGCUGACAGAGGAUCAGAGGAAGGAGCUAUACAAAGACGGAGGAUGGGAUGAUGCGUUACGGGCCGCGGCGUGCUUUGUAGAGUUGUCGCACAUGGUGAACGCGACAAAAGACCCCACCAGGACGAUCCAGCAUUUCCACGUCCUUCGGCCUGACGACUACAGCGCAGAACAGUCCGACGCACUCGCCGAUAUCCAGUGGGCCGGGCUCGUCGCAGCGGUGAAUCACAGAGCGGAAGCGACGGGGUUCGCGAAGGACAAUUUCGUACUCUCAGACGAUGGCGCUUCACUCUUCGAGGUCGAGCGCUUGACAGAGCACGUCAACCGGGUGUGGGCGAAACAGGAGAGUUCCGUCUCGAAGCAUGAUUCACGGGAGAUUGAGCAAGGUCCCGUUCUGGGAACAUCCAUGCUCCCGCAUGACACGGAGGAGGAUCGAAGGCUAUGGGAGCGCGCCUUCGAUGAGGCCAAGAGAACCAAAUACGACAAUAUGACGGCCCGCGCUGUGUGCACAUCCCCAGUCGCGGAGACAGAUGAAAACUCGCAAUCAAACCUCCACGCGAGCGGCUCAACGAAUGACACUGGCUCUUACAUCGGCUCUGCGCUGUUCGCGGUCGGCGCGAUGAGUGUCGUCGGCUAUCUCGGGCGGGCGGCUUACAAUGCGUUAACCGGUGGGGAUGAGGACAGGUAG
Messenger RNA from Dioszegia hungarica, 1365 nucleotides. RefSeq lists its product as uncharacterized. The record is from RefSeq and is a predicted model, not a curated record. The transcript is spliced from 2 exons. Lineage: Eukaryota; Fungi; Basidiomycota; Tremellomycetes; Tremellales; Bulleribasidiaceae. The coding region runs from base 1 to 1365 and encodes 454 amino acids.